AUGGAUAUAGACAGGCUGGCUGCGAAUGCCGUCAACAUUAAGGCCAAGUCCAAGAGCAAGCGUGACUUCCGGCGAAUACCGAAGGAACCUCGGACCUCGAAAUUAUGGGCCUCCGAGUUCCCAGUUGGACGGUGGAUGAUUGAUCGUUCGACUCAUCUGGCCCACUUGCCAGUCCCGAGGUCGCCACCUGUCCUUAGUCAUUUCGUCAAGCAAAAGCGACUCCCGAAAUUCGACUCCCGAAUUCUCAACUCCCCACUUAUCAAAAUCCAAACUCAAUAUGCUCCAUACUCGGCUCUCGCAUGUUUGCGAUACCUGCAAGGCACGCAAGGUCAAGUGUCAUAG
Molecule: messenger RNA, 342 nt
Organism: Penicillium subrubescens
Lineage: Eukaryota; Fungi; Ascomycota; Eurotiomycetes; Eurotiales; Aspergillaceae
Exons: 1
Coding region: 1-342 (113 amino acids)
Source: RefSeq, a predicted model, not a curated record